CUUCAAGCAACCUCCAAAGUGCCACCCAAUCUUGGCCUCGUCACUCUUUGCUACCGUCCUGGUGUAUUCUUCUGUGCUUCUCUCAAAAUUCCCAUCCGUCGCUUUGCUGCAUUCUGCGUGCACGCUGCAGUCCGGCUUGUUUGAUAAACUCGCCCUUCUCCAUCACGACUCGGCUGGCUGACCUCGACGACCCGAGCCUGCAAGACACCAUAAACGUCAUGGACCACCGCCGCACCUUCGAGUCCCCGAUGGACUGGGAGUAUCAGGACCAGGGCCCGAUGGAUCCGUCAAGUCCCUUCGCCCGCUCCGCCAGACAGUCACAGCAGAAGCAGAAGAACUCCUUCGCCUCGUCCAACUUCAACACCUUUGGCCACAGGUCGCAGGGCCAGGCACCAUCCAUCUUUCAGCGCACACAAAGCACACCUUCAAAGCCUCUUCCGCCCACACCAGGGCCACCCGCCGCAACGAACUCGGUUCCAUCAAUUUUCUCGGCCAGCAGCUUCUCUCGAACAGCGACCGCCCCUCCUUUCCGCAAUCCUGCCUUCACCACGCCGCGCAAGGCCUUUGAUGCAGAUGUAUUGUCUGAGGUCUCUGGUGCCGAGGACAGUCCCGCCGCUACUGACGCCUCCGACUUCCCUGAAACCCCCGACCGCGACAACCUCGACGACUUCGGACGCAUGACCGUCACGCCUGCUUCCAUGGCCCAUCACAGAUCGCCCUACAAGAAGACCUCUGGCAAAGGCGAGAUCGCCCAGACCAUAUUUGCCUCCAGAGACAAAGUGCGCAAGCGGAGGCGGAACAAUGGCGACAAGGACAUCAGCGGCUACCGCCUCCCGUACCGGUAUGGUGAAGAGUACGAAGGAACCGACUAUGAUUCUGACGAUAGUACGGCACAAGCUGGGCGGCCUUCAUCCUCAUCAUCGGCGGCGGCGAAGCGAGGCAAAGGGUUCUUUGGGCACUUCUUCUCCACCAUCCAGAAGCACCCUCAUGUGCCCCAGAUUCUCGGCUUCUGGCUGACCUUUGUGUUCCACCUUGUCGUCCUGGGCAUCACCUUCUCCAUCAUGUGGAUGGUCUGGUCCGGUCUCCGUGAAGACUUCUUUGCCGCACGGAGAGCCGCCCGUGACGCGAUUGUGAAUGAGAUGGACAAGUGCCGGGCAGACUACAUGGAGAACAGAUGUGCACCGAAAGAGCAACGCCUGCCAGCCAUGUACCAGCUCUGCGAGCAGUGGUUUGAAUGUUUCAACCAAGAUCCUAACAGGAUCAAGAACGUGCAGAUCGGUGCCAAGGGCAUAGUUGAGAUCCUCAAUGAGAUUGUGGAGGCGAUGCACUGGAAGACCAUGAUCGCAUUCAUUGCCCUUGCAGGCAUGUUCUUCUUCAGUGGCAGAUCUCUCAUCAACAACACCACCGGCUACGCCAACUUUGCCGCCCCUGCACCGCCCCCUCGGCCAUUCACAUCACAUGCCGCUUCUAUGGGCCAUCCGAUGAUUAUGUCGCCGCAGGGGAUUGCUUGGGAGCAGAUUCCGCAGACGCCUCGUCAUCUGCACUCACGACAUCUGCUAAACAAUGACGAGACACCGGAAACGGAUGCUUCACCGUCACCAUACAAGGCCUUGCCGGCACCGCAAACUCCGAGCACCCGGCGCAGCCCAAUCAAGGGGGAUCGGGCACGAAGCCCGACGAAAUCAAGAAGUCCAACUAAGAGGUACCGGGACUGACAUGAAGUCGGUCUUGGGCGUCUGUAACAUUCAUGGUUUAUCUUCCCUUUGUCAUCUUUUGUUUCUAACGUCCGGUCAAUUUUGGCGGCGUUUACGGGUACACCUGUAGUGCACCAAAGGAGUAGCAAUCCCAAGGGGUUGAGAUAGACGAA
Microdochium trichocladiopsis is the source of this 1867-nucleotide messenger RNA. Its product is annotated as Di-sulfide bridge nucleocytoplasmic transport domain-containing protein. The coding region runs from base 219 to 1715 and encodes 498 amino acids. NCBI's taxonomy places the organism in Eukaryota, Fungi, Ascomycota, Sordariomycetes, Xylariales, Microdochiaceae. Gene Ontology annotation, cellular component: nuclear envelope; nuclear membrane. Gene Ontology annotation, biological process: nuclear envelope organization; lipid homeostasis. The transcript has 3 exons. The record is from RefSeq and is a predicted model, not a curated record.